UCAUGAACAUGGACAAAUGGGUGCAACUGAAUAAUCAGGCCGCUGGCAGAGAUAAAAUAGCACGAUUGAUACAAUAUGCAUCGCGUGCCCUUUGGGAUUCUCUGGAGGCUGCCGAUAAAAGUCCAGCCAUGGUGGAAGAUUUCAAAUCUUUGGAAUACAUACUGAGUACUUUCCGGAAAUUGCUACGCUUUGGCAAAUGCCUGGAUGUCUUCUAUGCCAGUUUGCGAACCAUCCACUAUCCCGAUUUGGCCAUACGUGUUACCUUGACAGCCGGUAAACUAUCACAGGCCCUGUUUUUGUUUGCCGAUCAUUUCCUAUGGCUGGGCCGUACCGGUUUCUUUAAGAGUAUCGAUGCCAAGAAAUGGGGCAAAUAUGCCAAUAAAUAUUGGCUGUUGGCGAUUAUUAUGAAUUUAUGUAGAGAUUUUUAUGAAAUCGUACGUCUGUUGGAUUUGCAUAAGGCCUCUGUGCGUAGUGGCAUUUCACGCAGUAUUCCGUGCACAAUUAGAUCCAGGAAAGAUCUAAGCCGUUUAGCAUUGCAGUCGUACGCAUUGGUUUUGGGCCAUAAAGAUGUCUUUGUGGACACUGUGAAGAAUGUCUGUGAUUUCUUUAUACCGCUGACAGCAUUGGGUUAUACGAAGUUGACACCUCGCACAAUUGGUGUGCUUGGUGCGAUAUCAUCGCUGGCUGGGUUAAUUGCAAUGAUUGAACCGACAGCUAAGUUGACACCGGCUUAA
Messenger RNA from Musca vetustissima, 734 nucleotides. RefSeq names its product peroxisomal membrane protein 11B (gene Pex11ab). Gene Ontology annotation, cellular component: peroxisomal membrane. Lineage: Eukaryota; Metazoa; Arthropoda; Insecta; Diptera; Muscidae. The record is from RefSeq and is a predicted model, not a curated record. The transcript is spliced from 3 exons. Bases 3 to 734 code for a protein of 243 amino acids. Gene Ontology annotation, biological process: regulation of peroxisome size; peroxisome fission.